CACACAUUUGCUGCAUGCAGGCUGACGCAUACGUUAAGCGGACACCGGUUCCUUACUGAAUCAAGCUAGAGGGACCAACCAUGGACCUUUUCGAGUUUGACUUCUUUAGGGACUGGGAAUUGGAGCAACAGUGUCAUUACGAACAGGACCGCACUGCGCUCAAGAAGAAGGAGUGGGAGCGCAGGACGCAGGAAGUGCCGCGGGAUGAAGAUUUGUUCUCCUCCGGCUUCAAUCUGUUCGGGGAGCCAUACAAGACCAAUAAAGGCGAUGCGCUGGCGAACCGGGUGCAGAGCACUCUGGGAAACUACGACGAGAUGAAGGAGCUGCUGACCAACCACUCCAACCAGAGCCACCUGGUGGGCAUCCCAAAGAGCUCCGCCCCCCAGACGCCCCUGGAGAAGCAGCCCGACCAAUCCGGCUUCUUCCCGGAGGCCCAGAGGGGCAGGACGGCCCCCUCCCAGCAGGGCUCCGCCCCCAUGGCCCCGCCCCAGUCCUCAGGCUCCGCCCUCCCGCACGCUCACCAGGGCUCUAAGAAGUCCCGCCCGCCGGACUGGUCGAGGGGGGGCCACGGCUCCGCGGGGGGCCCGGCGGGGGUCCAGGGGGGCGGGACGGCGUGCGGGCGGGGGAAGCACGGGACCACGUCCGCCCACGAGCAGCCUCAGGGCCGACUCGAGGACCCGUUUGGGGGCCAGGCGGACGCACAGAACAAAGGGGACUCCAGCCCCGCCCCUGCGCCCUCCUCAUCCUCCUCCUCCUCUUCCUCCUCCCACGCCAGGAGGCACGGCCAGGCCUCCAAGGCCCAGCCUUCGGCCGACCUCGCCUACAAGGAGAGCGUUCACGCCAAGUCCCCCUCAGACCAGGACCUGGGGGUCCUCUCCCACGCGUCGGGCUCCCCUGUGGCCUCCACGUCGCUCCUCCCCACCGGCCUCUCCACCCCCACCUUCCCCCAGGGCCUCCACUGCAAGCCCUCCAGCGCCGUGCAACAGAAGCCCACCGCCUACGUCCGGCCAAUGGACGGCCAGGACCAGGUGCCCAACGACUCUCCGGAGCUCAAGCCCCCCGCGGAGAUCGGGGACGGGUACGGCGGAGCUCCGUUCGCAAGCCUGCUGGACGGGAAGGCCGCAGGGGGGAGCGCCAAGAACAAGCUGCCCAAGCUGACCCUGCCGCAGCCUGGAGAGGUCAGCCUGUCGAAUGACUCCAGCUGUGUGGAAGAAAUUCUCCGGGAGAUGACGCACUCCUGGCCGCCUCCUCUAACUGCCAUCCACACGCCGGGGAAAGCGGAGCAGACCAAGUUCCCCAUCCCGUCCAAGGAAUCGCAACAUUUAACCUCAGGAUACAAUGGACAAAAACGGUGCAAUGUUUCUGGGAAUAAGACCACGACCAAGCCAGUGCCACAGAAGUCAAUGCUGGAGGAUGACCUGAAGCUGAGCAGCGAUGAAGAAGAGAGCGAACAGGCUGCAGAGAAAACCAAGCCAAGAAGUUCACCUCUCAACCUUCCUGGGCCCAUCGUUCGGGCCGCUGAGCCGGGUCAUUCCAGCGGGGCGUCGGGAAGCUCCAGCGAAUCGGAGAGCAGCUCGGAGUCGGACUCGGACAGCGAGAGCAGCUCCAGCGACAGCGAGUGUAAUGGGGCCUCGCGAACGGCCACACCUGAGCCCGAGCCUCCAUCUACAAACAAGUGGCAGCUGGACAAGUGGCUGAAUAAAGUGAAUCCUCACAACAAGGCCCUGAUCAACACCCAGCCAGAGAACCAUGUGCUCGGCAGUGCCCAGCCUGAGGACGGCCCGGCCGCGGAGGCCCCGGGAACGGGCAAGGGCAAGGCCGGCACGCCGCUGGCCCAGCCCGACCCCAAGGACCGCGCCCUGCUCAGCCCCAUCCGGGAGAAGGCCAAGCCCAGGACCGGCCAGAAGGCCCCCGAGGGCAAGAGCGCCAAGGUCAAGUCCCCCGCCAACGCGGAGCUGGCCCCGCCCAGGCGGAGUAUGGGCAAGAAGCAGCCCAAGAAGGUGGAGCGGUCCUCCAGCACGGAGGAGCACAGCUGGCCCAAACCUGGCAACCCCAGCGCCACCCCGAAGGAGAAGGAGCCUCCACCGCUGGAUCCACCCAAACCCAGGAGCAGAGGGGCGGGGAGCCGACCCGCCCCCAGGAAAGAGCCGCGCCCGCCCGCUGCGCCCGCCCCCGUCCCCACCCCCGUCCAGGACAAGAAGAAACACCGGGGCCCGAGUAAGAUCACCCCCAAAUCCAAGGAGUUCAUCGAGACGGAGUCUUCGUCCUCCGAGUGCCACUCCGAUCCCGAGGAGCUCCUGAAGGUCCCGCCGCCCUGCCCGGGCCCUGGAGGUCUGGGGCUCAAGUCCAAGGACUGCAACAGUAACAUCCUGAGCGUGAGCAGCCUGGCCAGCACCAGCAGCACCUCCAUACCCGACCCAGGGGUGGUAGACCUCCUGGAGGACCCGCUCUUCUCCCCCAUCCCCAUCGUCCAGAACCAGCUGCUGUCCCCGCUGAGGGACCUGGACCAGAUCAAGUCACUGUGGGUGAAAAUCGAGCUCAGCUUCCUGUCCCGAGUCCCCGGGCGGGACCCCCCCGAGCUGCCCCCGGUGGUGAAGGCCGAGACCCGAGACGGUCCCAGGCACAGGCGGCAGUCUCCGGCCUCCACGCCCGCCGAGAAGCCGCCCAGCAAAUCCAAACGGAAACACAAGUCGGAGAACUGUGAUGCCGUCAGCGGGAACAAGAAACUACGGCUGGAUAAAGACUCACUACUCCUCCCACCCUGCAUAUCCCCCAUUCACAACCACAAGACCACCAGCACAAAAGACUCGUCGAAGAAGCAGCCCAGGAAGAAGGAGGACCGUCUCCUGCCCCCGCUCCUCUCCCCUCUCUCAGACGAGCCGGUCAGGCAACGCCGCACCAGCGAGUGCAGCUCCUUCAGCCAGGAGGGCGGCGCCAGCGUGCCCAGCGCCUUAAACACCAGCUGCUCCUUCCCCCCGUCGUCCUCUUCCUCCUCCUCCUCCUCCUCGCACAAGCACCGCAAAGCGGACGGAAAACCCACCACACAUUCCAAGGCAAGGACGGAAGAGGAUGCCCACGGCAAGCCUUCCGGCAGUUUCCAUGGCAACGGUCAACCCGACCCAGACCUGUGGUCCACGCCGUCCUCCACGUCAAUGGACCAUUUGGAGCCCAGGAGGCCCAAGCUGACGUUCAGUGACACAUUACACAAUGCAGACUACUAUAUGCAGGAGGCCAAGAGGCUAAAGCACAAAGCAGAUGCACUGCAGGACAAGUUCGGCAAAGCGGUGAAUUACACGGACGGCGCCCUGUCCUUCAUCGAGUGCGGGAACGCCAUGGAGCGUGACCCUCUGGAGGCCAAGUCGCCAUACACCAUGUACUCCGAGACAGUGGAGCUCAUCAGGUAUGCAAUGAGGCUAAAGAACUUCACCAGUCAUUCGGCCUCAGUGGCGGAAAAGAAGCUAGCUGUCCUAUGCUAUCGAUGUUUAUCGCUCCUGUACUUAAGGAUGUUUAAACUGAAGAAGGACCACGCUAUGAAGUAUUCCCGCUCUCUCAUGGAGUAUUUCAAGAAUUCAGCAAAAAGUUCCCAAGCACCUUCACCAUGGGGAUCCAAUGGAAAGAGCGCCGGCACCCCCUCCCCCAUGUCCCUGAGCCCCUCGCCGGUCAGCUCGUCCAGCAGCGGGGCCGGGGCCCCGGGGGCCUCCGCCAGCGGCAGUGUGGCCAUCCCCCAGCGCAUCCACCACAUGGCCGCCAGCCACGUCAACAUCACCAACAACAUCCUGCGCAGCUACGAGCACUGGGACACGGCCGACAAGCUGGCCCGCGGGAGCCAAGAGUUCUUCCAGGACCUGGACUCGUCGAUGGACCCCUUAACCCAGCAGAGCAGCAUGACAGAACUGGUGCGCUACGCAAGGCAGGGCCUGCACUGGCUGAGGAUAGAGGCCCACUUCUUAUAGCCGCCACGCUCCACUUCCCAUGUCUCCAUCACUACCUCUACCAACCAGCGAGUCCAUCUCCACCCAUCCCCCAGGGACCUCUCCACUCUGACAGCCAAGGCCCAGACCAUCACUCUCACACACACACACACACACGCGCCUGCUUCACUCCUUAAAAAUGUCCCGUUUCCCCACUGGAUUUGAAGGAAUGUUGAGAUUCCCUGAAACAAACUACAAAACUUUAUUUUAUAUAUUUCUGUUCUGGCUCCACAAAUAUUUUGCAGUGGUCCGCAGAAAUACAAGCUCCAGGACUACGGAUGAACUUUGAGUAGCACACUGAGAGAGAGGUUUGAUGGCAAAUUUGAUCAUUUUCUUCUUCUUUUUUUUUUUUGAGGGGGGUGUUAUAGUGUUAUUGCAUCUCAGACAGCUGCAACCGCUUUCAAAAUGAAUUAGAAUGAGAGACAUGAAACUCAUAUUUAUAUAUUUAAUAUUUCCCGUUGUAAUUCAUUUGUGAAAGAACUGGUUUGUUUGCCUACAAACACCUUGAAGAGAAUAGCACCUUUAAAGCCUAUGAAUUUGAGACGUCAUUCGAUAUCCUGAGAAUAACAGGAUGUGAUAUUUUGAGCGUGCAUGUGUCGUAUAUGCUGAUGUUACAGAGGACUUGAGCUUACCGAGAACAUCCAUUCUUGAAAGCAGCGGUAGGCAGGGCAAUCGGUUUGGCCAACCUGCAAAACAACUGAGCUCCUUGUCAAGAAAACGCUUUAUUGCAAUUGAUUCCUACAGAUAAAACAAAGCUCUUACUAUCAAGCACCAUUCUAUGCUUUACACAUUCCAUUUUUGUUUGCCUCUAUGAAAAAGACCCACUGCAUUCUUUUGAACUCGUUCAUAUCUCACCAAAGGUAAAUUAAAUGAAUAGCGUUUUUUGUUAUUAUUUCAUCAUUUCGGUCUCUUCUGUACCUGGUUUUUUUUGGGCUAUAGCCGGAGGGAGAAUACAUUAGCUGUCAGCAAGCGAGAAUCAUCUUUUUAAUACGCAAAGCCCUUCAUCUGGAAAUGUGUUUGGACAGAUAUUUCCACACUAAUCAUGAUUAGCAAAGAAACCCAUGACAGUCUUGUGUAAGAUACAGUAUAACACGUACUGUACCUGCACUGUUGCUCUGGCAAUAUUCACGUUUAUAACAUUUUGCAUGUGCGCAUAAGUAUUAGGUUGUUAUCUUGAAGCUCUCGACCAGAAAUCAGUGAUUACACAAACAAAUUAACUAAAUAUAUUGUCUCUGUACAGAGAUGUCAUUUUUGAAAAUCUGUGUAACAUGUCGCACAGAGCUGUUCUAAUGAGAUGUACAGUGCACAGUUUCACCGGGUCGCUCCUCUGGGUCUCGCAGACGAGGAAGUGCUGCCUUCUUUUGUUUUCCGUGCGUGUGUCGGUUAAACGGUGUGCAUGUGAUGCUGAGAAGUUUCUGGAAAGGGUGUUCCUCCCCAGGGCCAGAGUCUCGGAGCUCAGCCAGUCACUCUGUCUUCAGACUGAUUCGUAUCUCUCGACCAACUCAGAGCUGAAUGUGAGUGAGAGACAGAAAAAAAUGUGCUCUUCACCAAUUUUUACAAAGUGCCUCCUUACCCAGUGGAAGAUUAUUAGAGUCUAUAUUUAAGAACGAGAAUCAAUCUAAGUGAUUUUUUCCAUACCAUAUUGGUAUAUUAGAUUUUUUCAUAAAGCCACAAUUAUUUAUUUAUAUACUUUGUACUGAUGAUGGUGAUACCAGUUUUGGCUUUAAAAGAAUACAAAUGUGUAACUUAUUUAUUUCAAAUUUCUAAUUGAGUUAGUAUUGUGAUGAUGCUAGAAAGAAAAAUGACAAAAACAAACAAUUAACCCAGACUACACUAAGUAGAUAAUCAGACUGAAUUAAUGACUUGCUCGCACUAGACGUUAAAUCUUGUUUCUGUUGAUGCAGAGUGUUUUACAUGGUGUACGUAGCCACAUAAUCAGUGUUAAUUAUACUCUGAAACAAAAUGUAUUGUGCAAUAGCCAUAGAAUACCACUCCAAGGACAAAUAGCAAUAUUUAGGUAAACAUGAACGGUUGUACAUCAUAUAUUCCAGAAAUUUCCAGAACUGAUUCUCUCAACAAAAAACAAAAAAAAGCAUUGUAAAAACCAAUGAAAAGCCAGCCCAGCCCUUCGGUUUCAGCUGCUGGCUAUGGCAACUCAACCCUUAGAUUUUUCCCUUAUUUUUUUUAUUUUUCACAAUCUCAUAAUCAUUAAUGAGUACAGAAACUAGGGAAGAUAAGGUGUGUGUAUUUGUUUUAUGCAAAUUACGGCAGAAUUCUCUCUUCUGGUCCAAAGUUACCAACUGUCGUCCCGUUUCUGGGAGCGGUGUGUAAAUUUCCGAGUGGCUUUUUCACAGCUGUUCCUCUGCUCGUCAGCGGCAAGCCAUUCUGUCAGAGAAAUCUGUGCCCCUUUGGCAGUCAGUCAACACCAAAUAGCACUGGCUCCCUUCUCCCCAUCCAUCCCAUAGUAUAAACAAGCGGCUAUAUUUCCAGGCCUUGGCACAGAGGAAGCCUGUUUAAUGCCCUGCACUCGUUUUAUGAGGAAGAAAGGCCGAUUGGAAACGGAUGAUUUCCACUGAGAUUGCGAAAUCGAUUUUUUUUCUUAGAAUACCCUCUCCGUGCCCCCCAAAACAAAAUAUUAAGAAAAUUGAAUGAGGUGCCAUCUGUUAGCAGUCAAAAUGAAACAGCUGCUACAAUGAAAACUUAUUUAUAACUUAACCAGCUCCAUGCUUAGCAUUUUUCCAUUCAAAUGAUGACAUUUGAAGGUUAGAAUAGUGCAGCUAUUAAUAGCUCAUUAAAAUGAUUUUUAUUUUAUUUUAUUGGAUAAUCUUUUUUAUCAAGGUUAUUACCAUUACAGAUGUAGUUAAUGCAACAAUUGACAUAUUUGAAAUGGAUUUGAAUAUAUGUUUUAAGGUUUGAGAAAUUAAUUUAAUAUUUUCAUGAACUACAGGCUCCAAUUUAAGCACUUUUAGGUAUAUGCAGUAUACUAUGUAGUGAAUAUGAAAAAUUCUGUCCACCAAAAAACUAAACAAGCCCCACUAAAGCAGGUAAUCUAAUGCUACAGCAGUGGUCCUUACCGGAAUCAUCCAUUAUGUUUACAAAGCAGGAGAUGAUGGCUAUUCUCGAUUCUCCUGUGCUCAAGCAAAGCUCUGUGCCAACGUGGGAGAAGUGCAUGCUGGGAUACAGGCUAUGGGAAGAGAGGGCCCCUUGGUCUGAGCGUGCUCAGUUAAAUCUCUUCCAUUUCUUCAGCAGGCUUUCAGCAUUCCGCCGUGGUGUUAUUUAAUGAGAUUACCCAGCAUUCAUCAUUCGUUUGUCUUAUAUUGUAAUUAAUUUAUUUCUUAAGAGAUGAAAAGGCUGCUUGUUUUUUUUGUGGAAUGAACUGACACAGCGUCUAUAAGGAGAGGUGUCCGUCUGUUCUGUGAUUGUUUUUGUUUUGUUUUUGUUUUUUUCAACUGUCGUUCCCAUCGUUUCGCUUUGUGAAAAUCAGUAUCGCGGAAAACAAUCUCCAAUUUCACACGCCCAGCUGGAAGCAUUCUCUUAGCUCUGCAAAUUAAACACUGUAAAUAGCACUUCAUUAACAUAAAUUUAUUUGCCAUGUUGGUCAAUUAAAGGUCUAAUAAUUUGAUGCUGAUUAAUAUUUAUUGAGAACCAUGGUGGAUAUAAAUGAUCCACGUGAACUUGACUAGUCUUUCCAAGCACACAGACAUAACAAAUGCCAAAUAAGUAUUUAACUGUUAAUUAUGAACACACAGAGAUUGGACACGAAUGACACGUUCAGUUAUUAAGGAAAUUGAGAAUUUAUUUGUGAAUAAAGAAACGUGGCAUAUCAUUGACUGCUAAUUUCCAUCUCAGCCACUCAGCGGUACUGAGAAUACUGCUCAUAUUGUACUUCAUCAAAGUGACUGGUAUGCAAAGAUUAGUCAAGAUAUUAUAUUUGAUACACUACAGUUCGUUUUUCCAUGCAAAAAAAGCCCUGCGUCUGACCAAAUUGACUUUAGGUGAAUACGUGUAGAUCGUCUAUCUAAUGAUGAUCUCGCUGUCCAAAUGUGUAUAUGUGUACAGUACAAUUAAGUGCUUCAUGCUUUGUGUCCUUUUGUGUUAAGGAUUGUGCCACAUAAAUAUGUGUUUUGGACUCGGAAUGGCCGCGUCGGAAAUCCAUUUGCCUUGCAGGUAAUGCAGAUCUGUGACUUCUGAAAUCCCUCAGCUUUACUAUUCUGUAUCCUAUCCAGUUCAGUGUAUUGCCUCUGCUUUCACUCAUUUCACUCUCAUUUGGAGUGCAUUAUAUUUGUAUUAUCCAAUUCUUUUUUUUAAAAGAGACAAAGUAAUAAUAUACUGUAGGUAAAGUACUUUCAGAUAUAACCACAAAAAGGCAAAAAAAAAGGCAUUUACCUAACAUGGCUGUGUUCAGUAAUGAUGAACAAUCAUCAACAAUCACUUAUUUGAGCGAAACCAACAACCUUUACCAAAAUUGUAAGUUGAAAUUAAUCUUUUUCAAAAAAUUAAACAUGACAGUUGGCAAAAGUGGACCGAAAAUCGAGACUAUCCCCCAAAGACGAAUUCCCAGCGUUGACGCUUUUACAAACCCAGCGACUCAAAAACAUCACAAUAAGUGUUCAAUUCAACCUCGCCACAGCCCCAUUUGUGGUAAUUAUGGAACAAAAUCCCAUUUAGGCAGUUUCACUCCAGGUAGACCAACUUUCACAAUUAUAACUUAAUUGGCAUUUUGAUCUCCCAUAAUCUUAACAAAGAGUGCAUAAUGAAUUUCGAUGUUUUGCAGUGAUCAAACGCAAAUUACCCAAGACAUGAUGAGCAGUACUGAAAUCCAUGAAAAAGGCAAUAAAAUGUUCUGUACCUUGAGGCUCAAGCUUUAAAUAAAUGCUUAAAUGCUACCUAUUCCCUGCAGUAUGUUCCAUGUUUAUGAGACACCAGGGAGGGACAGGGUUACCAUUCCAAGUAAAUAGCCUUUUCCUUCUUGCCGAGGUUUGGUUGGAAGCUGAAAAAGGAUGUUGUAUAAAAUGAACCGCAAUGACAGAGAGAGGAUCUUUGUUCAGGCAUGCUAUCUCUGUAAAGUUUUUUGAUUGAUUUGUUUUGUACAGAGCAGGGUAACUGUUAUGCUAUCGAUUCAUUAAUGUAUAGUUGUAAGAGUUCAUUUUUAUUGCGUUAUGUACAAAGAAAAUGUUCCUGCCUGGUUUGCUUUGUAUUUCAAAUGUGUUGCACAAGUUCUGCAGAUUUUUUUAUUUUAUUUUUGCCUAUUGUAUGUUUAUUUUAUAAGAAAACUGUCAUAUGUAAUGAACAAAAAUUUAAAAUGUAGUUAUGUUUUUAAAUGUUUAAUGUCUCAGUAAAAAUAAAAUAAAAAAUGGUAUGAGCCAUGGUAA
Molecule: messenger RNA, 9343 nt
Organism: Conger conger (European conger)
Lineage: Eukaryota; Metazoa; Chordata; Actinopteri; Anguilliformes; Congridae
Gene: aff2
Product: AF4/FMR2 family, member 2
Exons: 21
Coding region: 81-3953 (1290 amino acids)
Biological process (GO): regulation of RNA splicing
Cellular component (GO): nucleus; nuclear speck
Molecular function (GO): G-quadruplex RNA binding
Source: RefSeq, a predicted model, not a curated record